Plectropomus leopardus (leopard coralgrouper) is the source of this 3246-nucleotide messenger RNA. RefSeq names its product uridine-cytidine kinase 1-like 1b (gene uckl1b). Lineage: Eukaryota; Metazoa; Chordata; Actinopteri; Perciformes; Serranidae. Gene Ontology annotation, molecular function: ATP binding; kinase activity. The record is from RefSeq and is a predicted model, not a curated record.
AUGAUGCCUCAGCGCAACUAUGAUCAACGCUGCACUCAACACCUGAUUGUCAAAGUAGCAAUGUCCUCCGUUAGCAGGGACGAUAGGCUUUCAAUGAUGGAGAACGAAGAGAAAACUUCGUCUUUGUCGAACAGUGGAAGUGGCGAGGGAUCGCUGGACCGGCUUCUCCCCUCGGUAAGCACAGGCCUUUCACCCAGGAAAAGGACUACCAGCCAAUGUAAGUCUGAGCCUCCGCUCCUACGCACCUCCAAACGAACCAUCUACACCGCUGGCCGUCCACCCUGGUACAAUGAACAUGGAACACAGUCCAAAGAAGCCUUCGUCAUUGGAUUGUGUGGCGGCAGCGCUUCAGGAAAGACAACAGUAGCCAGGAAAAUCAUCGAAGCUCUGGAUGUUCCAUGGGUUGUCCUGCUCUCAAUGGACUCUUUUUACAAGGUCCUGUCCCCAGAGGAGCAGACUCUGGCUGCCAGUAACGACUAUAACUUUGACCACCCUGAUGCCUUUGACUUCGAUUUGCUGACCCACACCCUGCGAAAACUCAAACAGGGCAAGAGUGUGAAAAUUCCUGUGUAUGACUUUACGACCCAUGGGAGACAGAAGGAGUGGAAAACCGUAUAUGGUGCCAGUGUUAUCAUUUUUGAGGGAAUCAUGGCCUUUGCAGAUAAAAAGCUUUUGCAGUUGUUGGACAUGAAGAUUUUUGUGGACACAGACUCUGACAUCCGUCUGGUGCGUCGGUUGAGGAGGGACAUUACAGAGCGAGGCAGAGACAUCGAGGGUGUCAUCAAACAGUACAACAAAUUCGUAAAGCCAGCGUUUGAGCAGUACAUCGAACCCACCAUGCGCUUGGCUGAUAUUGUGGUGCCACGAGGUGGUGGAAAUAUGGUGGCCAUCGACUUGAUCGUGCAGCACGUUCACAGUCAGCUGGAGGAGAGGAAACUUCGCUGGGAUAUGGCAGCCCUGGCUUCUGCACACCAGGCCCAACCCCUCCCCCAGACCCUCAGUGUUCUGGAGAGCACACCCCAGGUCAGGGGCAUGCACACCAUCAUCAGAAACAAGGAAACCAGCCGCGAUGAGUUCAUCUUCUACUCCAAGAGGUUGAUGCGACUGUUGAUUGAGCGAGCACUCUCCUUCCUCCCCUCGCAGGUCCACGUAGUCCAGACACCCCAGGGAGAGGAUUAUGAAGGCAGGACUUUCCACGGGAAGAGGAUCACAGGCGUGUCCAUCCUGCGAGCUGGGGAGACCAUGGAGCCGGCUUUGAGGGCCGUCUGCAAAGACGUACGCAUAGGCAAGAUCCUCAUCCAGACCAACCAGGACACAGGAGAACCAGAGCUUCAUUACCUGCGUCUUCCCAAAGACAUCAGUGAAGAUCAUGUUAUUCUUAUGGACUGUACUGUUUCCACCGGAGCUGCUGCCAUGAUGGCUGUUCGAGUCCUACUGGACCAUGACGUUCAGGAGGACAAGAUCCUGCUGGUGUCUCUGCUGAUGGCUGAAAUGGGAGUCCAUUCAGUGGCCUAUGCGUUCCCACAGGUUAAAAUUAUCACCACAGCCGUUGACAAGAAGGUCAACGAUCUUUUCCACAUCAUACCUGGCAUAGGAAACUUUGGAGAUCGAUACUUUGGAACAGAUGCACCUCCUGACUGGAGCGAUGAAGAGAUGGAUGAACCCAGUUACUAAUGAAAUUAUUGGCAGUGCCCUAAGUUAUUGGGUGAAUCAGGGCUCUGCCUCCUCGAAGGACAAUAUGAGGACAAACACUCUGUUGGGCCUUAACGUGGGUCCUUCAAGGGCCAAAGGUACCCUGCGAGAUCAGCUAAAAAAGGAACAAAGAACAAAGCGACAACUUUGCAAAUGUACAUUCAUCUUAUGGAAUUUUGAAGUAUAUUAUUUUAUCUUGUGUAAAUGCUGUUGUGGAAAGUGUUAUGAAGGUUAAAAUAAUUUUAUAUGUACAGUAUGUUCUUAAAUCUAAAUAUUUUUAUUUUAGUGUUUAAAGUCUGAAAUUUGCAGGCAUAUUGAUUUGAAAAGAUAUCUGUCGCCUUAAGCCGUGUACUGUGGACGACACAACUGAAUGUGAAAUUUGCACAUGCCAUAAAACAAUCGAACAAAAAAAUUUUUUUUACCACAUACCUUUCUCACAACUUUCACAAAAGUAAAAUCGGAAUAUGAACUCAUGUUGCUCAACCUCCAUCGCCACAAGCACUCUCUGAAGGACCAUUCAAUUGGAAAAUGUGUGGGCGUAUCUGUCUUUUUUUUUUUUUUAGCUCUCUGGUUCACCUUUUUUCCUUUCUCUGGAUGCUGACCUAACCAGUUGAAACGGGUGUUGAAAACCGUUUUUCAUUAUACAGCUAAAAGUAUGCACUUGUGGCGUAUAUUUAUGCAGCAUGUCCUUCAUUUACAUAUUUAGUUCUAUGGAUAGACCUGACCAGUCAGCAGGCAAGUCAUACAUCUUUUUGCUGCUAUGAAAAUGGGUCAUCUGCAUUUAACAAACACAGAUUAAAUGUUUAUUUCAGUCUCACACAUUCACACUCCUGAUUUAUGCCUUUGUUUCUCAUGCAAUAGAUGACAUUCUUAAAAAUAAAGGGCUCUUGAGUCGGGCAUACACAUGAAUUGAGAUCAUGUCAGAAAGUGCGGCGUUCACAAAGCCCUGCUAGUGCCUGAUCUGUGUACUUGGUAUUGAAAUGAAUGAGAUGUGUCUGGUAAAGUUGGUGCCUUUUUCACUUUGCCUUGUUCUUUUUAGAGAAAAGUUAACAGUUUGCCAGACGUUGGGUCGCACUCCACAAUAUUCAUCCAUAUGUUCAUUUGAUGCAGUCGGAAAUCAAAAGCAGAGACGUGCUGCAUAAUAAGCUCAUUUUGAUAUCAUUAUGUAGCUUCAUUAAUAGGACACAAUUAAUUGUCAUCAAAGAUUUUGAUGGAACAUUUGUAAGGUUUUAUUUAUUUUAACUGCAUGUUACAUUUCAGAAUGAUAGAAAUGUACAACAUGAAGGGGAAAAACAUGAAAUGAGACAUGUUGAAAAUGCAACUUGUAUUAGCUACAAGUACUGUUACUAUCCAUUGUAUUACUUUCCAUUUAGUCCCCUGCUACUGUGCUGUAUUCGCUUACUGCUGAAUACAACUGUUAGUGAGUCACUCUGUACUGAAAAUGCAUCGAUUUUGUUUGCAGCCUCAGCGUUUGACUGCGUGCUGUUUUGUGCUUACCACUGCUGCUGCAUGUUUUUUAUAUAUGUUUAAUAAAAGUGCAGUACUGCUUUCAAA